GAGCGUCCGGAAGCUCUGGCCACAUCGAGCUGGGUGAGGUGGCGGCGGGGGCGGCGGGCAGCGGAGUCUAGCGGAGCCGGUACUUCGGCGGGUCUCAGAAAGAAGUGAUGUAACUCGAUCACUCUGAAGACUUUGAGGUCAGGGUGACGAGGGAGCAGGAAGAGCAUGGCCUGGCCACGAUUUCUGCAGAGGGGUGCUCUGCUCACCGGCUUCAGCCAUCACCAUGUUGCUGUGUUCCUGCUCACUUUCUUCAGCUAUUCUUUGCUCCAUGCGUCAAGAAAAACAUUCAGCAACGUCAAAGUCAGCAUUUCCAAGCAGUGGACCCCAAGUGCUUUUAACACAUCCUUUGACCUGCCUGCAGAGAUCUGGAGCAGCAACCAUUUGUUCCCCAGCACAGAGGAAGCCACUCUUUUCCUUGGAACACUAGAUACUGUUUUUUUGUUCUCCUAUGCUGUGGGCCUCUUCAUCAGUGGCAUCAUUGGGGACCGGCUGAAUUUGCGAUGGGUUCUGUCCUUCGGCAUGUGUUCCUCUGCAUUUGUGGUGUUUGUCUUCGGCACCCUUACGGAAUGGCUGUGCUUCUACAACAAGUGGCUUUACUGUGGCCUGUGGAUCGUGAACGGCCUGCUGCAGUCCACUGGCUGGCCCUGCGUGGUUGCUGUGAUGGGCAACUGGUUUGGGAAAGCUGGCCGAGGAGUUGUCUUUGGCCUCUGGAGUGCCUGUGCUUCAGUGGGCAAUAUUUUGGGAGCGUGCCUGGCUUCAUCUGUUCUGCAGUAUGGCUAUGAGUAUGCCUUUCUGGUGACGGCGUCUGUGCAGUUUGCUGGCGGGGUCGUCAUCUUCUUUGGACUACUGGUGUCACCAGAAGAAAUCGGUCUCCCAAGUAUUGAGGCAGAAGAAAGCUCGGAGGAAGAUUCACACAGGCCCCUCAUUAGUGGUGCUGAAGAUGAAGAUGGAUAUGAGCCAAAUUAUUCCAUCCAAGAGGACGGGGCUGCCACCCAAGUGACGGCAAUAAGUUUUCACCAGGCUUGCUGUCUCCCUGGAGUCAUACCGUACUCCCUGGCCUACGCCUGCCUGAAGCUGGUGAAUUACUCCUUCUUCUUCUGGCUGCCCUUUUAUCUGAGCAACAACUUCGGGUGGAAGGAAGCCGAAGCCGACAAGUUGUCCAUUUGGUACGAUGUCGGAGGCAUUGUAGGUACGCACGUGUGCGCCUCCUUCCGUACCAGAGGCAGACAGGACAAAAGCCGAAGAGGCAGGCGGGGAGAGUUGUCCAUCUUUGUUGUCUCUGGAGGGAUUGUGAGGUGUCGGACAUGCAGCCGCUGUGCGCUGUUGACGAGGCACACGCACCUGCUUUUCCGGUCACCGUGCUGUGUGUCUCUUCUCACAGGCUCCCCGAACAACAAGUCCAUCAAUGCGCUUCUGAUGACCAUCACAGGGUUUUUUAUUGGCGGACCAUCCAAUAUGAUUAGCUCGGCUAUUUCUGCAGACUUGGGUCGCCAAGAGCUGAUCCAAGGGAGCAGUGAGGCUCUGGCGACCGUCACGGGAAUUGUCGAUGGAACUGGGAGUAUUGGUGCUGCUGUGGGCCAGUAUCUGGUGUCUUUGAUCCAAGACAACCUAGGAUGGAUGUGGGUUUUCUACUUUUUCAUUCUCAUGACAAGUUGUACAAUUCUGUUUAUUUCACCGUUAAUAGUGAGGGAAGUGUUCUCUCUUGUGCGAAGGAGACAAGCUCACAUACUGAGUGAGUGAUUGGUGCCCAUGAGAGAAUGGACUGGGACGUUCACGGGGGCCUGCAGGCCUUCAGUUCAGGCGUGUGGCGUCCUACCAGCCCCGACGGAACCUCAGCUCGUCAGGCGUCCUGCCUACUGCCCACUGCCCGCGACACUGUCGAAUUAUUUUUGUACACUACAGCAGUUAGGGACGAUUUUUUAUUAUAUUUGUGAAUGUACUAAAAGGAACCUGCCAACCUCUUCCUCGGGCUUGUCAGCUUAUCCUGUUAACCGGACAUGUUUGGGUCCUGGGCUCUUGUUCGUCAGCCUUAAUUAAGGGCUCAGUGAACAGGAGGCAGAGUCAUGCAAGUUGGUUUGAGGAGAAGACCGCCGGGUGAUACUCUGAAAGCCAGUGUGCAGAGAGGGCGUCACCAUGAAGACAUGAAUCAGAGCUCGGGCCAGAUGAAGCUGCGGCCCCACCUUGGACAGAAUGCACCUUUACUGAGGCUGGAAGAUGACGGCACUGUGCUUGUGGCUGGGUCACUCUGUGGCUUCUGGAAGUCCUCGUCCUCUCUAGAAUGGUUGUCACCUUGUUCUCCAACUUCACUGACAUUUGACUGACUCCUGGGAGCAGUCUUCUGUUCAUGAACUGUAAGUUAUCUCGAACAUUCCAGUGUGGAGCUUUCAACCUCAGAUUUACAGGCUGGGAACGGCAAGACCCUCCGAGAAGCCUUGCUAUGUAGCCUUAUUCUUGGAAAAUUGGUCCCUGUCACAGCCGGGCUCCUGGAGUUACCUCAGAAGAAGACUAGGAUUAGAGACAAGGCAAAGACUCUUUGUUGCAAGGCUGUGCAAUGUAUGUAUUGAAUCAUGGUAGUGGAUUGUAAGGGCCUGAGGCCUGACCUUUUUAGAAGGUGGUAGUGUGUAUGUCUUCCAGACUGAAUUCUAUAUGAAUCAAUACUUAAGGGUCACUCUGUACAUACAUUUUAAAUUAUGUAAACAAACUAGGAGGAAAAUGUGCAAUUUUGAGAGACACCUAAUUCACAUUGGGUUAGGGAAUGUUCUUGCGUUACACUCCAAAAUAUGUGUUGACAGACUUGUUAUUUAAUCUCGAGGACUUGUGAUCACUUUACGAUUGAGUCACUGACAUAAAGGGAAAACACAAAACAUAGGAAGGGAGGGGAGAAAACCAGCUUUUGUAAUAAAUGUCCAGCGGUUUGGUUAUUUAA
Peromyscus eremicus (cactus mouse) is the source of this 2926-nucleotide messenger RNA. It is a transcript of the gene Slc37a3, whose product is annotated as solute carrier family 37 member 3. Gene Ontology annotation, molecular function: transmembrane transporter activity. The transcript is spliced from 14 exons. NCBI's taxonomy places the organism in Eukaryota, Metazoa, Chordata, Mammalia, Rodentia, Cricetidae. Bases 166 to 1740 code for a protein of 524 amino acids. Gene Ontology annotation, cellular component: endoplasmic reticulum membrane. Gene Ontology annotation, biological process: transmembrane transport. The record is from RefSeq and is a predicted model, not a curated record.